AUGUCCAAAACCACUAUUGCCAUCAUUGCGGCCACGUCUGCUUUCGCAGGCGCGUCGCUCACGGCUCUGUUGCUUCCCCGGUCGCGAAAAGAUGAACUCAGACCGACGCCAGCAUUGAACGAGCCGUCCCUGUCAGCGACACCACCUUCUCCAGCGGUUGCUUCACCACCCGUUCCCAUCCCUGUACCGGUUCCAGUGGCUGUACCAGCGCAGCCUGCCGUAUCUCCUCUGAUCCCGCCCGUCGAUCCAUCUGGCAUACUGCGAUAUGGCUUCCCCGGCCCUUUUGCCGACACGUUGGCCACUCCCUCGCACCUCUCGUCGUUCAACAGGUUUACCCGAAAUCCUCAUUGGGUGGCGGAGCACUUUACACCCCAAUCGUUACUCAUGAACAAUGCAUCUCGGCGACAUAGCGUUUUCUACGAGGAUCUGUCCGUCCCUCCAAUGUUCCGAGCGAAGCUUUCGGAUUACUUUCGAAGCGGGUACGAUCGAGGACAUCAAGUCCCAGCAGCGGAUGCAAAAUGGUCCCAAGAAGCGAUGGACUCUACGUUCGUAUUGAGCAACAUGUGUCCGCAAGUUGGAGAAGGCUUCAAUCGUGACUACUGGGCACAUUUUGAGGAUUUUUGUCGAGGCCUGGUCAAGAAAUACCCCAGCGUCCGAGUGGUCACCGGCCCACUAUACCUGCCCAAGAAAGACGAGCGAGAUGGCAAAUGGAGAGUGUCAUACGAAGUGAUUGGGAAUCCUCCCAACGUGGCUGUGCCUACUCAUUUCUACAAGAUCAUCUUUGCAGAGGAGGCAGCUCACAGCCCCAUUGGAUCGGUGGCUCUUGGUGCUUUCGUCCUGCCUAAUGCCGAGAUUCCCAAUUCGAAAAGCUUGCGAGAAUUUGAGGUGCCUCUGGAAGCAGUGGAACGAGCCAGUGGGCUGGUCUUCGCAGACAAGCUCCCUGUUGGGAGGAGAAAGCGACUUUGCAAUGAAGUCACCUGUGAAAUCGUUGUUCGCGAGUUUGAUAAAGCUCGGCAGCAGUCGAACAGCAUCGGGCAGGUUGCGAGAGGGCUUCCCCAGAUUCAACAGCCUGGAGGCCGGUCGUGA
Messenger RNA from Cladophialophora carrionii CBS 160.54, 1086 nucleotides. RefSeq lists its product as uncharacterized. Gene Ontology annotation, biological process: apoptotic DNA fragmentation. The coding region runs from base 1 to 1086 and encodes 361 amino acids. Gene Ontology annotation, molecular function: single-stranded DNA endonuclease activity; nucleic acid binding; RNA endonuclease activity. Lineage: Eukaryota; Fungi; Ascomycota; Eurotiomycetes; Chaetothyriales; Herpotrichiellaceae. The transcript has a single exon. Gene Ontology annotation, cellular component: mitochondrial inner membrane; nucleus. The record is from RefSeq and is a predicted model, not a curated record.